This is a messenger RNA of Papaver somniferum (opium poppy), 3517 nucleotides long. RefSeq names its product pentatricopeptide repeat-containing protein At1g18900-like. The record is from RefSeq and is a predicted model, not a curated record. The coding region runs from base 566 to 3235 and encodes 889 amino acids. Gene Ontology annotation, molecular function: protein binding. Lineage: Eukaryota; Viridiplantae; Streptophyta; Magnoliopsida; Ranunculales; Papaveraceae. The transcript has 2 exons.
ACCAUUAACAAGAUUUACUUUCUCAUCUGUUUUCACUUCUCCUCCCAAGUUGCUUGGAAACUCAUAGGGUUGAAGGGGGCUCUGGUUUUUAUUUCAGAGCCGCCUCUCUGCUUUUUUCUUCUUCAUUCACCAUUUCUUAUUUAUUAUCUCCACAUCAUCAGAGCAGAUAUAGAUGGAUUCAUCACCAGCACACCAGCUGAUUCAAAAGGUAUCUUGCUGUUCUGAAUUUUGAUGCCCUCAUAUGAUAAUUAACAACCCCGGUGAGUUAUUAGUUACCGUAUCUAUAAAUCUGCAGAGGAGGUUAAACCCAUGGGUAGCUUAGAAAACUGUAAAUGUUGCCAGAUUUCUGCUAUAUGAGGGGCUUACUUCAGAAUAGAGAAAAGUAGCUUACCUGCUUGGAAGAAGGAAAACAAAGGUUAACAUCUGUCUGGGAACAGGUGAAAGAUAAUGUUGACCCGCUAAGAUGGAGCUGAUAAUAUUUAUUCUCUGAGAUCUAUCCCCCAUUCUUCUGUAGUUUUCAGUUUGUCCACAAUUUUGGACGGUAAAGUUUGGCACCACAUUUUUUAUGCAAAUAAUGUUAAGGAGUAAGCAGAUCGGUCCCCUUACCCAGUGUGCUAGGUCAUUUUUUGUUAGUGGUACUCGAGGCGGAGCAGACGGAAGUCCUUGUCCUCACCCCGAAGAUGAAACUUAUGCUCCGAGGAAGCAGCUCAGAAAUAAUGGAGUUUUUCUUCCACAUAAGGAUUCCACCUUAGGUUCCAGAUCUUCAGUCAGUGAUGGAGCUACACUUUCUGGAGAUGCAAUUGGAACAAUUGGCUGUAAGACUGAGAAUGGUGCUAAGCCAGCUGCCACACAUGUUCUAUCUGUUCCGAGCCCUUCAUUGAGAUUGGCUUCUGGGAGUUCUGUAGUGAAUGAUGUAUGUGUUAUUCAGAAAGAUCACAUUCCUUCAACUGCUCAUGUUUCAGAUCAGUUUGUCAAAGCUGGCAUUGCUGCAGUUAGCCUUUUAUCCGACUUGGUAAAUUACAAGCUUCCUGUAUCAGAUGGGAAAGAGGUACUUCACAACACCACAAACUGCAUGCUUGAUCCUUCAAGGCCCAUCUCCAGCAUAAGACCAUCCAACAUAAAACCAGUGAAAAGAGAGAGUUUUGUCACUGUUGAUAGAAAACCAACUGUUGUUGAGAUAGGACGUGGUACAGCAUCUAAUGUUUGUUCGGACGUUCCAAAAGUUAAAUCAGAAAAGUUUGCUCCAGUGAAGACUACAAGUACAAACCAUAGUUCAAGUAAGGGUAUCCAGAAUAAUUCAGUUGAGAAUCUGAAUGUACCUUCUGGUACUAGAUAUCGUCAGAGGCAAUACGUGCAACAGAAAUCUAAACUUACUUCAUACCAUGCUGUUUCAAAUUCUAAGACUGGACAAGCAUCAGAACCCAAGGCUGCAGGAAGUACUUCUGAAAGCGUUAGAUCUGGUUCAGAUAAUGUUCAGAAGCCUUCAGUGCAUGCAAGGACGCCAACAGGUUUUACCCCAUUGGGUAGGAAUAAUGUGAACACCAGACAUGCUGUAGAGCGUGUUUCUAACAUUUUACAGCAGUGCAAGUGGGGACCGUCUGCAGAAGAGGCAUUAGAGAAACUCAACUGUUCGUUGGAUCCUUAUCAAGCCAAUCAGGUCCUUAAACAGCUACAAGAUCAUUCAAUUGCUAUAGGUUUUUUCAACUGGUUGAAAAGUCGUCCUGGAUUUAAACAUGAUGGGCAUACUUACACCACAAUGGUUGGCAUACUUGGGCGUGCUAGAAAAUUCACUUACAUAAACCGAUUACUUGAUGAAAUGGCCAGAGAUGGGUGCUUACCAAAUGUGGUAACAUAUAAUCGUCUGAUUCAUAGCUAUGGUCGUGCAAAUUACUUGAAUGAAGCAUUAAAUGUUUUUCAUCAGAUGCAAGAAGUGGGCUGUGAACCAGAUCGAGUUACCUACUGUACGCUUAUUGACAUCCACGCGAAAGCAGGUUAUCUAGAUGUUGCAAUGGACUUGUACGAGAGGAUGCAGUUGGCAGGUCUCUCACCUGACACGUUUACGUAUAGUGUUAUUAUCAACUGUCUUGGGAAAGGUGGGCACUUGGCUGCUGCUUACAAGCUCUUCUGCGAGAUGGUUUCUCAAGGUUGUGUUCCCAACCUGGUCACAUACAAUAUCAUGAUUGCUCUUCAAGCCAAGGCAAGAAACUACCCAUGUGCAUUAAAGAUUUAUCGGGACAUGCAAACUGCUGGAUUCCAACCUGACAAAGUUACAUACAGUAUUGUCAUGGAGGUACUUGGGGUAUGUGGAUAUCUGGAUGAAGCAGAAGCUGUAUUUUCAGAAAUGAAGCAGCACAACUGGAUUCCUGAUGAACCUGUUUACGGUAUUUUAGUUGACAUGUGGGGUAAAGCUGGACAAGUUGAUAAAGCUCGGGAAUGGUUUCAAGCAAUGCUCAAUGCAGGCCUCCGCCCUAAUGUCCCUACAUGCAACUCUUUACUCAGUGCUUUUCUCCGAAUGCAUCGGUUAGCUGAUGCCUAUGAUCUGCUCCAAAGUAUGUUGAGAUUUGGUCUGCACCCAAGUCUUCAGACCUAUACGCUGCUCCUCAGCUGCUCUACUGAUACAACAUUUCGUAUUGACAUGGGUUUUUGCUGGAAACUCAUGGCAGUUACUGGCCAUCCUGCCCAUGCAUUUCUUGUAUCAAUGCCAUCAUCAGGACUCGAUGGUGGACUGAACGUGCGGCAACAUGCUAGCAACUUCUUCGACUUAAUGCACAGCGAGGAUAGAGAGAGUAAAAGGGGGCUUGUUGAUGCGGUGGUAGAUUUCCUUCAUAAGUCGGGUCUUAGAGAAGAGGCCGGAUCAGUUUGGGAGGUAGCGGCUUUGAAAAAUGUGUACCCGGAUGCAGUUCGAGAGAAGAGCUCCUGCUACUGGCUUAUAAACCUUCAUGUUAUGUCCAAUGGAACUGCAAUUACAGCCUUGUCAAGGACUCUUGCUUGGUUUCGUAAGAAGAUGAUUGCAUCAGGUGUUGGACCAAGCAGAAUUGAUAUUGUUACAGGCUGGGGCCGGCGUAGUAGAGUCACUGGAUCUUCUUUGGUCAGAGAGUCCGUUCAUGAGUUGCUGGAUAUGUUUCAGUUUCCAUUUUUACCGGAAAAUGGUAACUCUGGGUGUUUUGUAGGCAGCGGAGAUUCUCUCAAUCGAUGGUUAUACCAACCAUGUGUUGAGCGAAUGCACUUACUUUAGCCGGUAUUUUUCUUCCUUCAUUUGUAGGGUUCGUGCCAUUUUGCAGUUGGACAUGAACACGGGGAUAUAUCGGGUGUUGUUCGUUUUUGUUAGUUUGUAUUUAAAUAAUUAGGUUAUUUAUUUCAUUUGAUAAAUUAGAUAGCUGUUAUGAUGAUGCCCAUCUUGCCGUGUAUUCAUUUGAAAACUCGUGUGUAAGCGGCUCUUGUACAAAUGAGUGGAAGUAUGUUCGUUCACUGGUGAGUCUUAUCUUGGUUAAUUUUGAAGUUAAAAGAGUUUUCUGAA